GGGUAGCUUUGAGGGGCGGGCUGGGCGCCUCUACCCGUGCCGCGGCGGGCACGGUGCGCUCCCGUGAGGGGAGCGCUGCAGUCAGGCUUUUCCCUACGUACUUUUCCACCAGCCCAUGCUUCCCCCGGAGCAGCCGCGGUAGCUCCUUCGCUCGCCGGGCUGAGGGCGGUGGUGCCGCUGGGGAGCGCCGGCGGGAUCCGGCCCGCGCCGCCCGGGACGGGUGCUGCCGCUGCCGAGCGGGAUAAAACCUGUCCCGGCUGUCUCCCCGUCCCUUCAGCGCCCUCACUGCCCCGCGCGCGGAGCCUGGGAGCCGCUGGAGGUAUUGACCAUGAAGACAUUGGUACCAGCUGUGGCUGUGUGGGGGAGAACAGCUCCCUCUCACAGCAUUACUGCUGUGAUGAUCACAGAUGACCAGCAGACCAUAGUUACAGGAAGCCAAGAAGGACAGAUUUGUCUCUGGGAUCUUUCAUCAGACUUACAGAUUUCAUCUAAAGAAAUUCUCUUUGGCCAUACUGCUUCUGUAACUUGUUUGGCAAAAGCAAGAGAGUUUGAGAAACAGCCAUAUGUAGUAAGUGCUACUGAAAAUGGGGAGAUGUGUAUUUGGAAUGUCGCUAGUGGACAGUGCAUUGAGACCACAAAGCUUCCUUAUAGGCAUACAGCGAUCCAUUAUUACCAUUGCUCAUUCCGAAUGACAGGUGAAGGCUGGCUUCUUUGUUGUGGAGAAUAUCAAGAUGUUCUUAUUAUUGAUGCUAAAACUUUGUGCGUUCUUCACACUUUAUCAUCAUCUCAGUCUUCUGAUUGGAUAAAUUGUAUGUGUAUUGUGCACUCUGCGAGAAUUCAAGAGGACUCUUUGGUUGCAGUGUCUGUAGCUGGAGUUCUCAAAGUGUGGGACCUAUCUUCAUCUCUGAAUAGCAUUCAGGAGAAACAAAGUGUGUAUGAGAAGGAAUCAAAAUCUCUGGACUGUUUAAAUUGUCAAGCAGUAAGAUUUUGUACUUACACGGAAAGGCUCCUUCUUGUUGUGUCCUCCGUGUGCUGGCAGGUCUACGAUUAUUGUGAUUUCUCCUUGCUUUGUACUGAGUUCUGUAAGAGUGGUCAGUGCUUUGCUGGUGGGGAAGUGCUGGCAGCUUACAGACUUAUCAUCUGGACAGAAGAUGGCCACAGUUACAUCUACCAGCUGCUAAACAGUGGCCUUUCUAAAAGCAUGUACCCUGCUGAUGGGAAGGCGCUGAAGGAAACGGUUUAUCCUCAUUUACUCAGCUUUACUGGUAUGAAGGAAAAUAAGAGUCUUCCUUUUGUCAUGGGCUUCAUGAAUGAAAGAAAGGAGCCUUUCUACAAGGUUCUUUUUUCUGGUGAAGCUUCAGGGCGGAUCACUUUGUGGCACAUUCCUGAUGUUCCUGUGUCAAUGUUUGAUGGUUCUCCAAAAGAGAUCCCAAUUACAACCAUUUGGACACUUCAGGAUAAUUUUGAUAAACAUCGUUCCAUGUCAGAAGGCAUUAUUGAUCAACUUUGUGGAUCUGAAGAUGGAUUUGGAAGUGCAGUUGUCAGUUCCUCUGUGUACAUACCUGGUCUUGAUAAGCUUGUGUGUGGAUGUGAAAAUGGGAAGAUUUUUGUAACAUCAGGUUUAAAAACUGCAAGAGCAAGACUUUUAGAAAACCUUUUUUUUAAAGAUAAUCUACCUUAUAAGGUUCUGAAUGGUCACAGUAGCAGAGUCACUUGCUUACUUUAUCCACAUGACACAUCAGUAAGGUUUGACCCAAGCUGGCUGUUAUCAGGGGGCCAGGAUUCUGUCGUGAUCUGCUGGGAUAUAUUUACUGGAGGCAUCCUACACCAGUUUAAUCUGCAGUCUGGUGCAGUGACAGAGCUCUUGCGAUCCCCAGAACACUACAGAUUAAAAGACCAGAGUAUAGUGUGCUGUGUGUGCAGUGACCAUUCAGUAGCAAUUCUACACCUUCAGAAGAGACAAUGUCUCUUACAUGCCAGAAAGCAUCUGUUUCCUGUGAAGAAGAUAAAAUUUGACCCUCUUGAGAAUGUGCUAGUUGUUGGAUGUGAAGACAAUUCCGUUUAUAUUUGGGAAAUUGAAACAGGCACACUGGAACGGCAUGAAACUGGUGAAACAGCAAGAGCAAUUCUUAGUGCCCUUGAAGAUUCAGAAUGCUUAGUUUCAGAUGCUCUACUUCCUGUAUCUCAGGAGUCAAAACGAAGCAAGAAUUCUGGAUACAAACACUUCAGCUCAUAUAAGCAUGGCAUGGGCCUUUAUCUUGCUCAUACAGAGAAAUCUCCAGAUAAGUUGACUGAUACCAGGUGCAUCCAACAGCCCUUUACUAUUUUACCAGCUAAGACAAAAUGGAACAAUGCAAACUUUCAUAUUCUCUUAUUUGACCUGGAAAAACUUGAGGAACUUCUCUCAUCUCAACUCAAUGGAUUAAAGUCAUCAAAAUCAUUCCACAACCAAUGCACUCUAGAAAGAGCUAAAAGUACUACUGAGAAAAGGGCACUGACAUUAAAAAGAAAUAAAACGGCUGCCUUUGUACCUCAAGUAGAUGGGCAGGCAGAGACUGUUUGUUCGGACCAAGUUUAUAGAGAUAAUAACGCAGCUAGGCCUGUGGAAGAAAGUGGUGGCACGAAAAGACGGAAAAAAAUGAAAAGUUCAAGAAAGAUCAGAAUGCAGCCAUCAGGAAACAUCGAUGUGAACGUUGCCACUGAUACAGCUAAACUGCUUUUGUCAUGCCUCCUACCAUGGGGUGUAGAUAAAGAAAUAGACAGUCUCUGUGCAAGAAACUUGGAUAUCUUGAGGCUUCAGUGUCCUGUUUCUUUUGGACUUGUUUCAAAUGAAAGCCACCUCUCACUGAUGUUGCCAGGAUGGAAGUGUACUGAUUGUGGAGUGCUAGGAGAGCAUGAAGUUUUCAAUUUGUUUUCAAAAAGAGUCCUUGAUUUAUCAAAUAAAUACCUUGCUGCAACUGAUGGACAAUCUGGAAAGAAGGAUGGACCUGAGAAUGAUGAUUAUGGACACUUGGAAACAGUAUUUUUCUUGUUCAGCAGAAUAGCUUUAAUCAACGGGAUAAUUAACACACCUUCAGCAGUUACCAGUGAAAUUGAAAGCCCACAGAAACCAGAAUCUGUACAUGACAAGUGGCGAAAUGUAGAAGCGAUAACACUUUCAUGCCCCAGUUUUUAUGGAGACUUACCAAGCAGUAAGAGUAGAUAUCAUUCCCCAGACUUUGGGAACAUUUCAUUGCUGAAACUCAUUUGUCGUUGGAAUGACCAAUCUGUAAAGAUCAUUGAGGCAAUGCAAGCAGUGCUGCUGGCAGAAGUUCAAAGGACUAUUAAUCCCUUGAGAAAGACGACAAGUUGCAGAGAGCCAUUGGCCAUAGUAGAGAAUGGAAAUGGUAACUGUAUCUUCUACCUUCAGUUGCACACCUGUAUCAGUUGAAUAUGGGGGAACUUAGAAGCAUGGUAAAGCAAGAAAAGUCAAUAAAUAUGAAGGCCUUUUUCUUGGAGAUUAUAACACAAUCUGGGAUGAAAAAACAUUGAAUCCAAAAUAUUUUUUUGAUUAAAAAUUUGAUCUAGAUCUAGGAAGUCAUUGGCCAGCAUAAUUUUAGUCCAAACAGAAUCUAGAAGUACCCUGGAAAAAUUAAAAAGAACUGAUGAUCUGAAAUUUUAAUUCUGUGAUGAUUAAAAUAGGAAGCAUAAAUGACGUUGCAGUAAGAAACACGUUUGGGGAAUUUGAGAAUACUAAAUUUGAAGAGAAAUUUAGCCAUGAGAUCUUAACAAGCCAUACUACAGUAUGGAAAAUUGGAAACCAUAAAUGGCAGAUUGAUUCUUAAAGGGAGCUGUGCAGUUCAGCAUUAUCCCUCUGGAAUGAUUUCAUCCUUUUUAAAAGAAGGAGCCAAAGGUCACAUUGGUCUUGCCCUUGAAGCAGACAAUAUGAGAUGUCAGCUUGUGCUUUCUGACACUGCAUAUGAUGAAUAACCUUGACGUAGUAAUAAACAAAUAACCUAUA
Messenger RNA from Hirundo rustica (Barn swallow), 4000 nucleotides. It is a transcript of the gene WDR72, whose product is annotated as WD repeat domain 72. Gene Ontology annotation, biological process: protein localization to plasma membrane. The record is from RefSeq and is a predicted model, not a curated record. Bases 329 to 3430 code for a protein of 1033 amino acids. The transcript has 19 exons. NCBI's taxonomy places the organism in Eukaryota, Metazoa, Chordata, Aves, Passeriformes, Hirundinidae. Gene Ontology annotation, molecular function: protein binding. Gene Ontology annotation, cellular component: cytoplasm.